Annulohypoxylon truncatum is the source of this 2429-nucleotide messenger RNA. RefSeq names its product prolyl-tRNA synthetase. Lineage: Eukaryota; Fungi; Ascomycota; Sordariomycetes; Xylariales; Hypoxylaceae. Gene Ontology annotation, biological process: prolyl-tRNA aminoacylation. The transcript has 7 exons. Gene Ontology annotation, cellular component: mitochondrion; cytoplasm. Gene Ontology annotation, molecular function: ATP binding; proline-tRNA ligase activity. The record is from RefSeq and is a predicted model, not a curated record. Bases 84 to 1985 code for a protein of 633 amino acids.
AGUAUACCCCCUUAUUUCUAGCUACUUAGUUAAAAAGGAGGGUAUCCAGAUUCACAGUGUCAGUCGGGCAUGCCACAGCCAAGAUGAUACCCCUUUCACGUAUCCCGAGGAGAAGUCAUGCGUCUACGUUCAGAUGCUUGAACAGAUGCUUGGAUGUUCACAGCUCUCGGCCUUAUAGUGGCCUAGUGUCGUCGACGAAUAAUCUGUCCGAAUUCCAGGAACAGGAUAACUUCACCCGCCGAUCCAGAUUCUGGACCCCUGGAUCUCAAGGGCUCCAAGCUGCUAAGAAUGAGACCGCUCAUGAUAAAUUAAUUCGAGCCGGCUAUUUACGCCAAUCACAUUCAGGGGUGCAUCACAUGCUUCCGUUAGGCCAAAGGGUUGAAGAGAAGCUGCAGAAAUUAAUAGAUAAGUAUAUGAUUCAACUUGGUGCAUCCAAGGUAUCCCUAUCUUCUAUUUCGCGCCAGUCCUUAUGGGAAAAAACGAAUCGAUUAGAUGGUUACGGCCAGGAGCUAUUUCGCUUCCUCGACAGGAAAAAAAGCGCCCUAUUGCUUGCGCCAACUCACGAAGAAGAGAUAACAACGCUUGUGUCGAAUACAUCUUGUUCCUACAAAGAACUUCCCUUAAAGCUUUAUCAGAUCGGACGGAAAUACCGUGAUGAAUUCCGCCCACGUGCAGGACUUCUUCGAUCUAAGGAAUUCCUCAUGAAGGAUCUCUACACUUUCGAUUAUUCUAUCAAGUCGGCACUCUCUACUUACGAGGAAGCACGAGCUGCUUAUGCCCGGCUUUUCGACGAGUUAAAACUUCCAUAUUUGUGCGCAGAAGCUAGCUCUGGUGAUAUCGGAGGGGAUAAAAGCCACGAAUAUCACCUCCCUUCCUCGACUGGGGAGGACUUCGUAAUCAACUGUGAUAGCUGUGACUACGUAGCCAACGAGGAGGUUGCUUCCGCACGACUUGGUCCCCCAGAUAGCAACUCCGAGGGCGGCUUGGAUAAUGAUUGGAGCGCCGUCAGCGUUUGGCGAGGUGUUUCCAAAGAUAGGGAAACUCUCGUCAACGUCUGGUAUCCUGCUUCCUUCGAGAACAGUGAUAUAAAUACACACGCCAUUAAAGCAGUCUUUCCCGAAUUGGACUCGAGUCUUGAUAACUCAGUUCCAUUUUGGUCUUCUACGCCUCCUAAUCUAACUAAGCCUCGAGGAGACUUACGAAUCAUGAACAUCGUGGACUAUCGGCUUGGACCCCUUUUUAUUGAUACAUUCCAGGCUAGACUUACGAGCUCUUCUCCGGGACCAAUACUACCUGAAGAUAGCGAUAUUAACCUUUCAGCUGUCACUAAUGAUUUCGUUACCUCAUCGGAAAAUGAGAGUCUUCUUAACGUUAUUCGUAUUCGCGAUGGCGAUAGCUGUCCCCGCUGUGACUCUGGAAAACUCAAGGUCCAAAAGGCAGUUGAACUCGGGCAUACAUUCUAUCUUGGUACAAAAUACUCAGAGGCACUUAAUGCCACUGUUGUGGUACCUUCGCAUUUGGUUGAAGGUGAAGGCACAGCUGCCAAGCCAACUAAAUCCGGGGCCCAGGUGCAAGUGUUUUAUCAGAUGGGAUGUCAUGGUAUAGGGGUAUCUCGCAUGUUAGCUGCCAUCGCAGACCAUCUGGCCGACGAAAAGGGGCUCAACUGGCCGCGCGCCAUUGCACCUUUCGAAGUGCUGCUCAUUCCAACAGCAAAUUCGGAGGAAGAUAACAUUCUCGUAUCCCGACACCUGACAGAUUCACAGAACCACCAACCUUUCGAUCUAAUGUUCGAUGACCGCGAAGCAAGCUUGCCAUGGAAGCUUAACGACGCUGACCUGAUAGGAUACCCGGUUAUUGUAAUAUUGGGUAGGAAAUGGACAUCGGAGCGACGCGCCGAAGUUCAGUGCAGGAGACUGGGAAGUAAAGAAUUUGUGCCACUGGAAGAUCUCCGUGCGCAUAUCAACAAACUUCUUUCCCAACUCUAGAAAGACCCUGUAUAAUGCAAGGAACUUCGAGGAUUUCCAUACCGACUCGGCAAGGGGGUUAUUUGUCUUGGCUAAGGGAUCGAGAGACAAUUAACCACGGGGACCUGUAUGAUUAAAAUGCCUGUACGUAACAUCUAUCGCGACUCGUCACACGCCGUCUCAAAUCUGCCCUUGUCUCGGCGCUCAAUAGAGGACGAAUUCCGAGUUCGCUUUCCGCGUCGAGCCCACUUCAAACUGGUAUAUAUGUCAACGACGUGAUUAUAACAAAAGCUAGUUACUUCGUCAUCCGAACAGUGAUCAUCAGAAUCGUCAAUCCAUCAGCUAUUCUUUUGUACCGUGAGACUUACAGAUUCUAAUUCUACGUAAGUGAUAUGGCUUGCAUGAGAUCUGCAGUCGCUCUCCAAAGAUGACCGGCUCCGACGAGAACAAAUACUUAUUCCCUAC